AUGUCAGGCCCGACGUCAAGCCCAGACUGGAACAGAAGUGGCAGUCCCGCCUACGGUACCUUUACUCGACCACCGUUCAACCCAAAUCCCACCAAAAGUCACGACAGUAAUGAUAGUGCUGUCGCACCCUCUAGCAAUGGCGGCGAGGAUGUCUCACCUACUGCGCGCAGGCCCUCACCACAACGAAAGCCGUCAAGGCACAUCGAGUUUAGAAAGUACUUGAAGCGCCCUCAUAUGAUGGAAAAUCAGAGAACGCUGAGCGAUGCAUUGAGAUCCGCAAAGAGUAGAGAGGAACAGGAGACAUUGCUCCCUGAGGAAGACUACGCUGGCGCCGACGGAUGCUUCAACGGUCAAGGCGAGCCAAUGCUUGAGAGAACUGCUAGUGCGCCCGAUCUGAACAAUAACAAGAAGACUUACUUCAAUAUCCACAGGAUACGACGCCUUGUCCUGGCAGUAAUUGAAGACCCGUACACCGUGGACCAGCUCCGAGAGCCUCGCAUGAACGUGCUCAUCGUAAAGCCAUUAGUGGAUCGCUUCUAUGACGAAGAAGAUAUAUCCAUCGUGUACUGUCUGCUUGUCAAUCGCAUGCAGUUCCUUCGAGAGCAACAGUUUCAGCAACAUCAUCAAACCGUUGACCUAACGCGCGCGAAUCUUUGCGAGCUGGUUGCUAUGAAAGUGCUGCGACGCCACGAUGAAGAGUCUACAGGCAAGGCUGGCCUCUUACUUUUGGCGCAAAUUAUGGUAGCUCCUUUCCAGCCUUUUCAGGGUGCGCCAGAUGAACGCUGUCCGCCGCGUCAUAGUUCAGAGUACCAGGGCCAGAAGGAUUAUGAGGGCAAGCUAACAGCGCUGGAGGUGGCUAUCGUCUCCGAGAGUAAGGUAUUGUUAGCUGGUUCUGCGAGCCAAAAAGUCAUCGAUGCUAUAUAUCGCGGGCGUAUCGUGUAUACCCCCACUGUAUACAUGGAUAUCAUACCAGAUCAUUACAAGCACAAGCCCAUCUCCCUCUACGAUCCACGGAAGGCGCCGACACUAAACCAGUACCGUCUUAUGGUACCCAGAACACGCAACAUCAUCGAAGUAGUACAGUUCAUUACACUACUCGCACUCUACUGCUGGUGCAUGACUAUGCGCAAAGACCAUUUUCUGACUGGUGCUGAAAUUACAUUCUUACUGUACGGUAGCGGUUGGGUGCUCGAUGAGCUUAUAUCCUGUCUUGAGCAUGGCUGGGAAGUGCAUACGCAGGAGCUCUGGGCCUUCUUGGAUGUCACAUUUGCCGGCAUUUUCCUUAUAUACCUUGGCAUGCGAUGCCAUGGGUGGAUGAUGGGGCAAGACGAAACGGGCAGACAAGCUCUCGACGUUCUGGCUGUCGCGUCGCCGAUCCUAUUCCCACGCAUCGCAUUCAACCUUAUGCCGGAGAACAUGUUGUUCAUCGCCCUAAGAGCAAUGGUGAAGGAGUUCACAGCCCUCAGUCUAAUCGCUGUAUGGUGUUUCGGUGGCUUCUUGUUAGCGCUCAAAUGGCUGAGUAUCAGCAAUCCAGCAGUCGGCUACGAAGACUCACCGAACUCGAUCACCAUCUCAAAAUGGAUGCUUUGGAUCUGGUUCGGUCUGGACGGCACUGGAAUUGAUGAAGCUCCUGGUUUCCAUGAGAUUCUCGGUCCUACUCUAAUGGUCAUCUACGCCUUCCUGGGUAACACCCUGUUCUUGACAGUCUUAGUAUCAAUCUUGUCCAACACUUUUAGCAAGAUCGCCGCAGAUGCGACGGCAGAAAUCCAGUUCCGUCGCGCGGUGCUCACUUUCGAAGGUGUAAAAUCCGAUUCCCUGUUCGCCUAUCGACCACCUUUCAAUCUACUCGCAUUCAUAAUCUUACUCCCUCUCAAGUUCAUCCUAUCGCCACGAUGGUUUCACAAGAUCAAUGUCUCAGCGAUACGAAUCUUGAACUUCCCUAUCCUUCUUGCCAUCUCCCACUACGAGCGUCGUUACCUGUGGAAGCCACGGCGCCAACUCAGCAUCAAUGGUCCGGGGCCUUCGAAACGCACAACUUGGUUGCAGGACAUUGGAUUUUGGAGGAGCUGGAAACAGUUGAGUCCACAUGCCGAUUUGCAGGCUGUAUUUGAAGAAGAGCCACCAGCCGAUAUAGUGCAGAGGAUCGAAGAGGAAGAUGACCUUGAAGAUGCUAUACUUGAGAAUAGUUUUGCGGCAACGGGCAUGGGAACGAGGAGUGUUAGUCCAGGAAGUGCAAUGGCUGGUCGAAGGAGGAGAUUGAGCAGUGUGUGGCCGGGGCCGGGCUCUUAA
Molecule: messenger RNA, 2289 nt
Organism: Alternaria arborescens
Lineage: Eukaryota; Fungi; Ascomycota; Dothideomycetes; Pleosporales; Pleosporaceae
Exons: 2
Coding region: 1-2289 (762 amino acids)
Source: RefSeq, a predicted model, not a curated record